Messenger RNA from Nicotiana attenuata, 1138 nucleotides. Its product is annotated as carotenoid cleavage dioxygenase 7, chloroplastic-like. The transcript is spliced from 4 exons. The record is from RefSeq and is a predicted model, not a curated record. Gene Ontology annotation, cellular component: chloroplast stroma. Gene Ontology annotation, biological process: carotene catabolic process. Gene Ontology annotation, molecular function: 9-cis-epoxycarotenoid dioxygenase activity. Lineage: Eukaryota; Viridiplantae; Streptophyta; Magnoliopsida; Solanales; Solanaceae. Bases 1 to 936 code for a protein of 311 amino acids.
AUGACAGCAGUAUGUGGAUUGUCGCCAAUGAUAUCUGCAUUAUCAGUAAAUCCAAGCAAAGCAACAUCUCCUAUUUAUUUGGUGCCUAGAUUUCCUGAUGAUCAUAAGCAAACAAAUAAUAUUGUACGAAGAGAUUGGAGAAAACCUAUAGAAAUUCCUAGACAAAUGUGGGUGUUACAUGUUGGAAAUGCCUUUGAAGAAAAAGAUGAGAAUGGAAAUAUAAAUAUACAAAUUCAGGCUUCUGGUUGCUCUUAUCAAUGGUUCAAUUUCCAGAAAAUGUUUGGCUAUGAUUGGCAAAGUGGCAAACUUGAUCCUUCAAUGAUGAAUGUAGAAGGAGGAGAAGAAAAGCUAUUGCCCCACUUAGUUCAGGUAUCCAUAAGCUUGGAUACAUAUGGGAAUUGCACGAAAAGUUCAGUAAAUGACCUAAACCCUCAGUGGGAUAAAGCUGCAGAUUUCCCUGCCAUGAAUCCAGACUAUUCUGGCAAGAAAAAUGAAUAUGUUUAUGCAGCAACUUCUUCUGGUUCUCGCCAAGCACUGCCACAUUUUCCCUUUGACACAGUUGUGAAACUAAACACUGCUGAUAAAUCAGUCCAUAAAUGGUCAGCUGGUAGAAGGAGAUUCAUUGGCGAGCCUAUUUUUAUCCCAAGGGGAACUACAGAAGAUGAUGGAUACCUUCUUGUCGUUGAAUAUGCAGUGUCAACACAAAGGUGCUAUCUUGUAAUUUUGGAUGCACAAAGAAUUGGAGAGAAGAAUGAUGUGGUUGCAAGACUUGAAGUCCCAAGACAUUUGAAUUUCCCACUUGGUUUUCAUGGCUUUUGGGCUCCUAGCAACACUAGCAAUGGGAAUUUACCAAAUUUUGAAUCCAAGUGCAAGGAUUCAUGGUCAAUGCUAGAGGAAAACAUGGUUUAUCUUGGGAACUCAAAAAACUCAAGGUAGCUGCAGCUUCAAAGAGGAACUUCUCUUCUUUUAUUUUUUUCACAGUUUCACUAAACAAUGUUUUCAUGUAUACUGUAUACAUGUCCAUUUUUACCAAAAAGAAAAAAAUGCACGCAUGUCCAUUAGUAUAUAGCUUUAUUCAAAAGUGUUAUUUGUAAAAUAGUUCAUUCGUAUACCAGAAUCAAUAAGAUCAGUUCCAACA